Messenger RNA from Pelobates fuscus (common spadefoot toad), 1387 nucleotides. It is a transcript of the gene TBC1D7, whose product is annotated as TBC1 domain family member 7. Gene Ontology annotation, molecular function: GTPase activator activity. The transcript is spliced from 8 exons. The coding region runs from base 143 to 1024 and encodes 293 amino acids. Gene Ontology annotation, biological process: activation of GTPase activity; negative regulation of TOR signaling. NCBI's taxonomy places the organism in Eukaryota, Metazoa, Chordata, Amphibia, Anura, Pelobatidae. The record is from RefSeq and is a predicted model, not a curated record.
GAGUCCUGCAGGAGCCAUAAGCUGCUGAUUCCUAGAAGGCUGCAUAGAGUGCUGUGUGCUCUCCAUCCCAUCUCCUGCCUGGAGUGUGGCCCUGGGAGAAGGUUCAACCUCUGCAUCCAGUCAAGUUGUCUUAGUGAGGACAAUGUCAGAGGAUUCUCAAAGAAACUUCCGCUCUGUCUACUAUGAGAAAGUUGGUUUUCGUGGUGUUGAAGAAAAGAAAUCUUUGGAGAUCUUAUUAAAGGAUGACCGUUUGGAUAUUGAAAAGCUUUGUACUUUCAGUCAGAGGUUUCCUCUUCCAUCCAUGUACCGAACUCUUGUCUGGAAGGUACUUCUAGGGAUCCUGCCCCAAUAUCAGGAAACUCAUUCAGUAGUUAUGGUGCACAGGAGGGAACAGUACCAUGAUGUGCACAAUGCCCUAGAAGUUAUACGCUUCAUUGAUGAGUCAACACCUAAAAGCGAGGUCUUCCUGCACAUGUAUCAUUUGGAGAUGGGAAAUCUGUCUCACAGUCAGGCCUAUCCUCUGGAGUCAGAAGAUGAGUUAUUUCUAGCUAUAGCCAGCGCUAUGGAAGAUAUGAUAGAUGAUGAUGUGGACUGCUAUUGGCUUAUCAAAAGCUUUGUUAGUCACAUAGAGUCAAAGUUUAGAGAUUCCCAUAUUCAGAUGCAAAAAUCAUUUGAGCACUACUUAAAUCUAGAAGAUAACAGACUUGUAACACAUCUAAAGACAGGAAACACAUUAGACAAACUUCCUUAUGAUCUGUGGUUCAAGAAGUGCUUUGCAGGCUGUUUACCUGCCUCCAGUCUACAAAGAGUAUGGGACAAACUUGUGAGUGGAUCGUGUAAAAUUCUUGUGUUUGUUGCAGUGGAGAUUCUACUUACUUUUAAGAUGAAAAUAAUGGCAUUGAAUAAUGCCGAUAGUUUAAGUAAAUUUCUGGAAAAGAUUCCUGAAGACAACACUGAUGCAAUAGUGAGCAAAGCAAUAGAUUUAUGGCACAAGCACUGUGGGGUACCUGCCCAUUCUGUAUGAACCUAUGCAAAGAAUAAUUGCUGACGUGAUUAGAAAUUGUCCUAUAUUUCUUUUUAUUCAUUACUUUUUUUUCUUUCUUAUUUAAAACCGUACCUAUGAAGCAAUUUGUACAUGAAACGUUAAUGAUUCAAUUUAUUGGAUCAAUCAAACUAAUUUUGCCCAAUGAUGGUGGAUAUGUAUCCUCAUUACUUUACUCACAAUGUUUUUUUUUUCUAGUGAACUAUAAAAAAAGAUUGAGGUUUUCAUGUCAUCUGUCAUCUGGAAUUCAAAGGGAUGAAAGAUUAAAUAUUUUGCUAUUCAGAGCCUGUCGUUGUCAGUCUGUACUGAAUUGCCAUUGAUAGUGUAAAAGUAUGCAUUCUACAA